Dentiscutata erythropus is the source of this 594-nucleotide messenger RNA. Lineage: Eukaryota; Fungi; Glomeromycota; Glomeromycetes; Diversisporales; Gigasporaceae. The record is from the annotation of a GenBank genome assembly.
AUGGGGUAUUCUUUUGAUAAAAUAUUCGUGUUAACAAUUAUUUUUUGGUUUAUUGGAACAAUAUCAAUUAUCUAUACUAAUGAAGUUGAGAAUAGUCAUGUUGACAUAAGGAAUUUGUAUAAAAGAGCAUAUAGUACAGUAGUUACAACAUAUAUUACUUCAACACCAUUUGUCGCAAUUGGUGUAACUGAUUCGUGUGAGGCUAUUUAUCCUACCAAUACAUCUAUUCCGCAACCGAUCUAUACACCACCAGCACCUGUUACUAUACCUCCAAAAACUCCACAACCAAUAGUUCCUGAAGAACCUACUACCACUCAAGCACCUAAAGCUCCUGUGCCCGCACCAGCUCAAGCUACUCCUAAAGCUCUAGCGCCCACUACCAUCCUUAAUAACACUGACAAUUCUCCAAAUUUGAUAGUGUCUCCCGCAGUUUUCGCACGCCAAAUACACAUUAAAACUGGAAGCACAACUAGUGCUAUAACACCAUCAUCGACUCCUAGUUCUGCAUCAAGUUCUUUACUAGAUAAAUUAACCGGUUUCAACUUUAUAAUUGAAUUAAUUAGUUUAGCUUUUAUUAUUAAUCAAAUUAUUUAA